AUUAUCAAGACAUUGAAUGCCUCACAGAGACCACGUGCUUGCGUCUCCUUGACAACUGAGCCCUCGAGCAGAGUGUUUGUUUUAUGUCGCGACUCCGAACAAAACUACAGUUACCGUUAGCUGACAGGACCUUUUAUUUUCACCUUGUGCGACAUUCAACAAAAGCUUCACAACACGGCGGCGCGUUGGUCCCCUUCGUAGCCAUGUCCAGCAGAUGUAACCCGAAGCCCGGGGGCUUCAGGAGGGACGUCCACGGCCUGCUGCUGGCUGCUGAAGCCGGUCAGAAGGCCGACAUCCCGACCUACUCCUCGGGUCAUCUGGGGCCCCGCAGCCUGAACCAGAGUCCGCCUCACAGGGGGCCGAAGCAGCCUUUCUGGAGGAUGGGAACCCCGAACCUCGUGACCCCGACGAAGGGCCCGAAGAAGAGAGCGGUGAAACACUGCCCCUCUGAGUUCGGCCCCGACACUGCCGCUGUACAGUCUGACGUCCCGAGGUCAAGACGCGGUCCGGCCGCGCAUUGCUCAUCGCGUGCAGACAAAACCGAGGAGAAGUGUCUGCCUAAGAUAGAUCUCCAUUCCUCAAACUCACUGGUUCUCCUGCCGAGAGCGUCGCAUCAGAAAAAGAAAAACUUUCCAUCUGAUCUGUUGGGAAAACAGCAUUCUGAGCAAAAAGGCCCGAGUGAUAAAGGCCUGUUUAAGACGAAGCAACGGUUGGGCGGGAAAGUCGUGGCCAAGCAGGACUUCUGGGCUGGAAUAAAUGUUGCCCAAAUUCACGAGGGGAAACUACAAAAGGAGCUGGAAAGGUCGUCAGCGGCAAGCCGCCCCGGCAGAGAACGCCUGGCGGUGUUCGCUGGUGUCUUUGAUGAUGUAUGUGAAGGCUCACCAGUAUUUGGACGCAUCCUGAGGGAAAUUAAGACAGAGUACGAUAUGUACGUCAACCACUUGAUGGCUUCACAAACAUUACUUCAAAAUAAGUCGCUGGAGACUUCGCUCAAAGCUCUCGGCGAUGACAAAGUGAGGCAAAUGGAUUUGGAGGAUUCAGAAAAGGAGGUUUUCAGGCUGGAGCUCAUUGCCAAGAGAGCUCUAGAGGAGAAUAAACGAGCCCGAAACGAAUCAAAGAACAUCCCAGCUACCGUCAGCCCGCUGGACAGUGACAUGACGAGCAAGUCUCAAGAUUACCCUGAUGCGUCUCUGUCCGGCCGGCAUGACGGAGGACUCGACGUCGGCCACGGCAGCAGCAGCGUCCAAUCCAAGCGGCUUCGGGUGUUGAACACGUGGCGGGAGAACCAGCAGCUGGAGGAGGAGCUUAAGGAGAUGCCGGUGGCCUCCGUCACGACCACGGCCGUGCAGCGGUGCAUCAAAGAUCUAAAGAUGGAGAUAAUGAGACUGAUUGCCUCAAAUAACUGUUUGAAUACUGCGAACGAGGAUUUGGAAAACAACAUCAACAUGGUGCUGAACAGAGAGAAGGCCAGCAAGACCACGAGACGGACGUUGUGGGACGAAAUACAUUGUGAUCUACAAACAGAGAGUGAAUAGCUCCAUCAACGGUGAUCAUUCUUUAGAUGGACUUUCCAAA
Molecule: messenger RNA, 1575 nt
Organism: Gasterosteus aculeatus aculeatus (three-spined stickleback)
Lineage: Eukaryota; Metazoa; Chordata; Actinopteri; Perciformes; Gasterosteidae
Source: RefSeq, a predicted model, not a curated record